UUUGAACUGGACUUUUUUUUUGGUGUGGUGAUGUGACGUCAUAAUGCUGCGUCGCGCUCCUGCAUCUGUUGUGAUUCUGCUGAAGAAAGAUGGCGUUUAUUAAAGGGGAGAGUGAAGACGUGAAGAUUGAAGAAACGUUCAGAGUGAAACAUGAAGAGACUGAGGAACACACAGACCUGAUGCCACUGAAAGAGGAUAGUGAAGUACUGAAUGAAAUGGAGAGAGCUCAGUAUGAGAAACAUGAUUCCACAACUGGAGAAAAACGGUUUAGUUGUUCACAGACUGAGAAAUAUUCCUCACAAAAAAGAGCUCAACAAACAGAAACUAUAAGUUAUUUCAUCUGCCCUCAUUGUGGAAAGAGUUUCACUAAAAAAGGAACCCUUAAUGCCCACAUGAACAUUCACACUGGAGAGAAGUCUUUCACCUGCCAACAGUGUGGAAACAGUUUCAAUCAAAAAGGAAGCUUUAACAGGCACAUGAGAAUUCACACUGGUGAGAAGCCUUACAUCUGCAAACUGUGUGGAAAGAGUUUCACAACAGAACUAAACCUAAGGUAUCACGUGAACAGUCACACUGGAGAGAAGCCGUUCACAUGUGAUCAGUGUGGAAAGAGUUUCAGACACAAAGUAACCCUUAAAAAGCACCUGAGGACUCACUCAAGAGAAGACUGUUGUAUAUGUCAUCAGUGUGGAAUGAGUUUCACAGAUAUAAAUCAUCUUACGGCGCACAUAAUAACUCACACCGGAGAGAAGCCUUUCAUGUGCUAUCACUGUGGAAAGACUUUCUCAAACAAAACAAACCUUGAGGUUCAUAUGAGAGUUCACACUGGAGAGAAGCCUUUCACCUGCCCUCAGUGUGGAAAGAGCUUCAGAUUUAAAGGAAACCUUCAGACACAUAUAAGAGUUCACACUGGAGAGAAGCCUUACACAUGUAUUCACUGUGAAAUGUGUUUCACAUAUCAAAGGGACCUGAAGCGUCAUUUGCAAACUCAUUCUGGAAUCGAGGGUUCCUCAAUCUGGCAAGAAGUUUAGAAAAAUAAGCAAUUUCAAAGUCAUUUGUGCAUUCACUCUGGAAGAAG
This is a messenger RNA of Rhinichthys klamathensis goyatoka, 1078 nucleotides long. Its product is annotated as gastrula zinc finger protein XlCGF7.1-like. The record is from RefSeq and is a predicted model, not a curated record. Lineage: Eukaryota; Metazoa; Chordata; Actinopteri; Cypriniformes; Leuciscidae. The transcript has 3 exons. The coding region runs from base 90 to 1031 and encodes 313 amino acids.